AUGGUUCGCCAGGAGUACGUGGAUAAUUUCGAGAAGGACACCGUGCGCGGCGACAGCACGAAGUGGGUGGACGUGGAAGCUGACGAGUCAGUCCUUGCCACAGCGAUCACGGAGAACAAGGAGACGAAGCAAUGGGAGCAGUGGGCGGGGGUCGUGGAGAGGGGCGAGCCAAACGCGUUCGCGCUGUUCAAGACGGAGUCUGACCGCACCGAUCGCAAAGUGAUGUUGCACUCCGACGGCGCCAGGAGCUACAAAAUGAGGGCGACAGGCUUGCUCCGCGACGCAGCGAUCCACUGCGAGAAGCGCGUUAAGCGGGGAGGCAAGCGGGAGCGGAUGAAAGAUGUCUUCUGA
This is a messenger RNA of Prorocentrum cordatum, 351 nucleotides long. NCBI's taxonomy places the organism in Eukaryota, Dinophyceae, Prorocentrales, Prorocentraceae. The record is from the annotation of a GenBank genome assembly.